AUGACUGGAUUGCUUUGGAAUGUGACGCGGGAUAGCUGGGAUCUGGAACCAGUGGAGAUCAAGGAGCAGGUGGUUGAGAUGAGAAAGAAAGGGGAGCAAGACGUGCAGGGCUCGGGGAGAGAGCGUCUCAGAUCAUCUCUCAGCCGUAGAUUAGUUUCCCAGCUGGGAACCAAACAACCGCUGCAAGCAACCUUUCGGGGACUGACCGUGCUGUGGCGGGAACCCGGCGAGUAG
Molecule: messenger RNA, 234 nt
Organism: Penicillium macrosclerotiorum
Lineage: Eukaryota; Fungi; Ascomycota; Eurotiomycetes; Eurotiales; Aspergillaceae
Exons: 2
Coding region: 1-234 (77 amino acids)
Source: RefSeq, a predicted model, not a curated record